Molecule: messenger RNA, 792 nt
Organism: Zea mays
Lineage: Eukaryota; Viridiplantae; Streptophyta; Magnoliopsida; Poales; Poaceae
Product: protein PELPK1
Exons: 1
Coding region: 82-576 (164 amino acids)
Source: RefSeq, a predicted model, not a curated record
CCUCUUCCAGCAGGCAACACAACACAACGACAUCACAGGAAGAACCAACUAUCUACAUUACCACGUGAUACACGGAGAACCAUGCCGUCCUCCUCCCUCGCCUUCCUCAUGGCACUGCUGCUGCUCUCUUGUAGCACCACCAUGAGUAGCGCGGCACGGUACCUGGAGGAGGAGACCAAGCCUGCACCGCAUCCCACCACCACCACCGUGCCAGAGCUCCCCAAGCCUGAACUGCCUCCACACCCUACAGUGCCGGAGCUGCCCAAGCCCGAGCUACCACCACACCCUACGACUGUGCCGGAGUUGCCCAAGCCCGAACUGCCACCGCACCCUGCUGUGCCGGAGCUCCCAAAGCCUGAACUGCCGCACCCCGCUGUGCCGGAGGUUCCGAAGCCUGAGCUGCCGCACCCGGAGCCGGAGGUGCCAAAGCCUGAACUGCCGCCAAACCCCACCGUGCCAGAGGUGCCGGAGCACGUGCCGGUGGUGCCAAAGCAUGAGUUCCCGCCACUGCCCGAGCCGGAGCUGCCACCCAAGCCGGAGAGCCACUACCCGGCCGUACCAGAUGCCAAGCCAUGAUCGACCUACGAUCGACGUCAGUGUUGUUGUUUCAGGAAUAAAUAGUUGUUGUCCCAGUGUCUAUGUGUAUUGUAUGUUGUAGGAUCAGUAGCUAGUGUGACCUUCAGUGUUGUACGUUGUGCUGCAUGCUUUGAGAUGUACCUAUAUAUCUCUAUUGCCUUGAGUGUACAAUAUAUACAUGCAUGUAUAUUGAGAUUUGAGUCGGUUUCCUUCAAA